GAGGGUGUCGUCGUGCGGAGGAGGGGCGUCUGGUCGAAAGGAUUGUUUUGUCCGGGGAAAGGAAGUGGAGUGUUUGUUCGAAGGGCUGCGAGGAUUGAUGCGUGGUUGGCAAUGAGCUUGGAGAUGGGCUGGCUUGAUGAGGUGGUGCGGCGUGGAUGUCUUGGCUCCGGUGGAAACCUGUCAAGUUUGUGGCAGUGGAAGGAGAGUUACGGAAUACGGCGAGCAUGCGGAAAGGCUCUAUAGCAUCGGGCCUAUAGCCUGCAUGCGGUGGAAUGUCUGUUGUCAGGAAAACAACCAUGGUAUCAACCGUGUUGUUGCACUCGCCGAUGCAUGCAAAUAUCGAUUUACACGCCAAGGACGCACAACGGCUCCCGCCACGCUUUCAUCUGGCAGGCGGUCUGCCCCUCGAGUUUCCCAUGGGCUGAGAUCCCCAUCUUGUUCGCUUCCGGGGGGCCGCCUGCGUAACCCGGGCGUCUGGAUAUGUGGCACAGACUGGUUGUCCAGCAGCUCGGGCUGCUCGCCCAGAGGGUCCACGCCUUGGCCCGUCGCGAUGCUCCCUUUCGGAUGUCGGUCCUGUCUGGGCAGGCCCAGCGUGACACGCUGCGUGAAAAGAAAAAUCUAGAUGGGACACCCACCUGACGUUGAGUGGCCAUCUGGUGAUGAAGUGGACGGAAGUUUGCCUUCUCUCUUUAGCUAGCUGCUUAAGCAUAACACCAUCCACACUCCCACGGAGUAGUCUCUGCCCGAAUAGAAACAUGUUGCGAACGCCAUUCAUUGAAAGAAGCUGCAACUCCCAGCUCCAAUAACACGCCUCCCUCCAUCGCCACUCGCCCCAAAACGGGCAAUGGCCCGGAGCUGCCAAGGAGUCCUUUCUCCAGCUACCCCGCAAGUCGGACGAUGACCCCGGAUCCCCAGUGGAGCAGCAGCCUUUGGCCCGCUCCGGCAGAUCUUGCGGGGGCGGGGACCAGUUACGAUGCCGUCCUGGGGGUUCGAAGACGCCGUGGCCAUCUCCUGGCGGCCUGCGUUCUCUGCUUGCUAGGGGGGGAUGGAGACGAGGAGUGACGGUGAGCUUGGCAAGAGGGACUUGCCCCAGGAG
Messenger RNA from Ilyonectria robusta, 1096 nucleotides. RefSeq lists its product as uncharacterized. Lineage: Eukaryota; Fungi; Ascomycota; Sordariomycetes; Hypocreales; Nectriaceae. The coding region runs from base 137 to 622 and encodes 161 amino acids. The transcript has a single exon. The record is from RefSeq and is a predicted model, not a curated record.